GGACUUGCAGGCGGGUGGCGGCGGCCGUGCUUGCUAGUGAGGGCGGGAGGGAGUGACUCACUGAGCUUGUGUGAGGGAGGGAGCGAGCGAGCGAGCAGCCCGCGCCGUCCUCCCGCAGCACCAGCCAGGCCACGCCGCCGCCUCUUCCCCUGCGCCCCGCGCCCAGGCCGGGCCGAGCCGAGCCGGGUCGGGCCCGGGCCAUGCUGCUCACCGUGUACUGUGUGCGGAGGGACCUCUCCGAGGUGACCUUUUCCCUCCAGGUCGACGCCGACUUCGAGCUGCACAACUUCCGCGCGCUGUGCGAGCUCGAGUCUGGCAUCCCCGCAGCCGAGAGCCAGAUCGUCUAUGCUGAAAGACCUCUCACAGACAACCACAGAUCAUUGGCUUCUUAUGGCUUGAAAGAUGGGGACGUUGUGAUUUUACGACAGAAGGAGAAUGCAGACCCUCGACCUCCAGUGCAGUUCCCAAACUUACCCCGAAUAGAUUUCAGUAGUAUAGCUGUGCCUGGCACAUCAAGUCCCCGGCAGCGCCAGCCACCAGGAACACAGCAGUCCCACUCAUCUCCUGGAGAAAUAACUUCAUCUCCUCAGGGCUUGGACAAUCCAGCCUUACUCCGAGAUAUGUUGCUGGCCAACCCGCAUGAGCUGUCCUUGCUGAAGGAACGCAAUCCACCCCUGGCAGAAGCUCUGCUCAGUGGAGACCUUGAGAAAUUUUCUAGAGUCCUGGUGGAGCAGCAGCAGGACCGAGCCCGGAGAGAGCAAGAAAGGAUUCGUCUGUUUUCUGCUGAUCCCUUUGACCUUGAAGCUCAGGCAAAGAUAGAAGAAGAUAUAAGGCAACAGAACAUUGAGGAAAACAUGACAAUAGCUAUGGAAGAGGCUCCGGAAAGUUUUGGCCAAGUAGUGAUGCUUUAUAUUAACUGCAAAGUGAAUGGACAUCCUGUGAAAGCCUUUGUUGACUCAGGUGCCCAGAUGACUAUUAUGAGCCAAGCUUGUGCAGAAAGGUGUAAUAUAAUGAGACUGGUGGACCGUCGGUGGGCAGGGAUUGCCAAAGGAGUGGGCACCCAGAAGAUUAUUGGAAGGGUACAUCUAGCUCAGGUUCAGAUUGAAGGAGAUUUUUUGCCAUGUUCCUUCUCUAUACUUGAGGAACAGCCCAUGGACAUGCUUCUGGGACUGGACAUGCUUAAACGGCACCAGUGUUCCAUUGACCUGAAGAAAAAUGUACUCGUGAUCGGCACCACAGGCUCCCAGACCACCUUUCUUCCUGAAGGAGAGCUACCAGAGUGCGCCCGGUUGGCAUAUGGGGCUGGAAGAGAGGAUGUACGGCCAGAGGAGAUUGCAGACCAAGAAUUAGCAGAAGCCCUUCAAAAAUCAGCAGAGGAUGCAGGUAUUUGGAAUGGCCGAACUCUUCAAUACUUGUUAUUGAUGGGUAAGCCAGGGGAGUGUGGGCUUCAGAAGGGGUAG
This is a messenger RNA of Nomascus leucogenys (northern white-cheeked gibbon), 1460 nucleotides long. It is a transcript of the gene DDI2, whose product is annotated as DDI proteasomal shuttling factor 2. Gene Ontology annotation, molecular function: protein binding; aspartic-type endopeptidase activity. Gene Ontology annotation, biological process: proteolysis. NCBI's taxonomy places the organism in Eukaryota, Metazoa, Chordata, Mammalia, Primates, Hylobatidae. The record is from RefSeq and is a predicted model, not a curated record.